GAACCAUACAUAGUUUUAAGACGAGGUAUGAUAAAUCUCAUGGAGCAGGGAGAGGGAGGACCCAGUAGCGGUCAGUGAAGAGGUGGGGCCAGGAGCUGAGUCUCGACCCCUGCAACCAAAAUUAGUGGACUGAAGAAUCAUCUCUUGCCAAUAUCCAGCAAUGGUCUGCAAGCAUUCCUGUGCCCCAUUUGCCCUGGUACCAUUUUUUCAUUGUCGAAAUAUAUUGGUGAAACCUUUUACCAUGUUCGUCACUAUGUGCCUCACAGUUCGCUGGAAAAACGUCUAAAUGUGAGGCCAAAAAGUGGAUUUUAAGUGACAUGUGAUAUCCCAUGUUCUUGUAAGCCUUAUGAGGUUUGUGGAAAAUUUUACAUAAUUUUCCUAAAUUUAUAAUGUAUAAAUUUAUAUAAUGUAAAUAAUGUGUAAAAUGCAUUGCUGGUGAUCUAGAGUUAAGUUUUGAGUGAAAAAAGAACCAGCAACCACGGGAAGAGGCGGAGGGGCAGGACACUAUAAUGGAAAUUUAGGGGAAGAUUGGUAACAAUAACCGUCGAAUUGAAUCCGAUGUCAUCGGGAAAAAUUUGAGUGGAACGGCCUCAGACAAUUAAAUAAUGCAGUAACGUUCUCUACAGCAGAAGUGGAAGUAAAUUUGUAUAAAACCACUAUAAUAGAGUGGUAAGAUUGGAGCAAUUGAAGGACGCCGAUGGAUUCCCUGCAACACACCUUGGAUAAGUAACAGAAAUCAGACACCAACUUUCCCCCUACCUCUGUGGGUUCAUGAAAGAUAAAAGUGUGCAGAACUGUAUUUCCACCUUUCUCACUGCACACACCUCUACUAGUUUUACCACAUUUCUUGAUCUAAAAUCUGUAUUUGAUAUCGCAAACAGAACCGUUAUACUACAUGAACUAGCCAAAAUGAAUAUUGGUGAUACCUUACUCUGUUGGAUAAUAGAAUACCUGGCAAAUAGAGUAUCCUCUGUCCUCUACCAAGGCUUUAGAAGUGAGUCUAAAGAAAUGUCCCUAGGUACACCACAGGGAGGAGUUCUCAGUCAUGCUAUUUAAUAUUCUGAUUAAUACUCUCCUAAAUGCUCUACCUGCCUCACCUAAACAUAUAGCUAUAAUCUAUGCUGAUGAUAUCAUGAUCCACACAACAGGGCAUAAGAAGAUGAAUACCAUUCUUAAUGAAGUUCAAGCAAUUUGUAAUCGACGAGGCCUCAUAAUAUCUUCCUCUAAAACAAAGAUAUUAACAAGCAAACGACAUCCCCCACCCAUCUAUUUGCAGGGCGAAAUCAUUAGCUACGUUAAAACUUACAGAUAUCUUGGUGUAGAUGUACCCUUUAACAAAUCCACUAUACCACAACUAAAUAAGAAAUGCAAAGAUAGGCUAAAUGCUCUCAAAGCUGUUGCUGGCUACAACCCCAACUAUGGUGCUAAUGUGAGAAUCGUGAGAAUGAUGCACAUAGCCUAUGUUGGGUCCUUAAUUGAUUAUGCUGCUCCCAUGUUGAUAUUAGCUAGAGAAAGUUCCCUCCGACCUUUGGAGUUAAUGCAAAAUGAAGCUCUCAGAAUUAUUCUGGGUUGUCCCAAAUCUACAAAGGUUCUUAAUAUGAGGAAGGAGCUAGGUAUUUCUAGUAUCAGUGAUAGGAUUGUUGAGAUUAACACUGUACUCGGUAUUAGAAUGUUAAGAAAUGAACCAGACACUGUCACAAUGAAUCUUACUAAGUGUCUAGAAGUAAAUACGCACAGAUCUAAAUGGAUUGUGAAAACAUGCAAAUGCAUUAAGUUUUAUAACCUGCAUGAAGUGUAUCACUGUAGACAACAAGAGCAUUUCACCCCUCCAUGGAACAUGUGUUCAUUUAAUAUCACAUACCUGCAAGUCCCUCCCAAGAAGCUCAUUGCUAGUAAUCCCUUCCUUAAAUCGCUUGUUAAAGCAACUGCUUAAGAAAAAAUUUCUCACCUAGCUAGUAGUAAUAAGUUAUCACAAGUAAUAUACACUGAUGGAUCUAAACGGGAGUCUUCUGGCAGGGCUGCAUCUGCUCUUAUUGCCACUUCCCUAGUUAAGAACGAUAAUAAACUUGUUGAAUUAGGCAUAAGAAUUAACAACUGGGCGUCUACGUUGCAAACUGAACUGUUUGCAAUCCUAAUGGCACUAAAGCUAACCUAUGACACUGAGCUUGACUCUAUCAUCAUUACUGAUUCUAUGUCAUCACUGAAUGCUCUUAAGUCUUAUAAUGACUCCAACAGCAUACUCAUUGGAGAAGCCAGGUAUAGAUACUCAAAAAUCAGGGACAAAGGAAUUAAUGUACAAUUGCUAUGGAUCCCAUCACACAUUGAAUUGCAGUGUGCACUCAGUUCCUCAAGCUUCAGCAUCCGUGCGCACGGUGGAUGUCUGGGCACCCGGAGGGCUCCAGAUGGCAUCAAUCAGCAGGCCCCCCCCAGCAGACAUAGGUGACAGCUGCCGCGCCUUCACCUUUACAGAGGGCCUGGGAACUUCAAUCAACUUGGCGUCCACAAGGACGUUGACACGUCCCCAGGGUGGCUCUACCUUGGGCUGCUAGCGGAGUCGCUGGCCUCUCCUGCAAACAACAGAUCCCAGGACAACUUGCUGCUGUUUGCAAUGGCUGUCUGGCUGUCCUGCUGAGGAGGGACAGGCACCUAGCAACGUCUGUUGGCAAUGGAUGAAUUCCCUACAAUGUUUGUUAACUGAUCAUUACUCUGAAAAUUGUUCAUGAUUGUAAUCAUGUGUUCACAAUUGUGACCAACUCUACCUGGAGCUCAUUACCUUUGUCAGUUCUCAUUAUUGUAACCAAAUCUAGUUCAUUAACUUUGUAAUUAGUCAUGCGUGUGACCAGCUCUACCUGGAGCUCAUUACUUUUGUACUUAGUCAUGAUUGUGACCAGAUCUAGUUCAUUACAUUUGUAACUUGCUCAGCUAUCAAAACUUUGGAGUUCAGUCCCUGGACCAAUUAUAUACCUCUGUAAUCUUUUGACUACCGCCCACAGGAUGGGUAUGGGGCGCAUAAUAAACAUAUUAAACUAACUCCUUCAUGAUAAAGUUGAUAUGUUAGCCAAGCAGAGUACCCAGAAGGAGCGUGUUGAAUAUAACUUUGGUAUAUCUGUGUCUAGCAUUAGGAAUAAUAUUAGGAGAGAAGUAAAUAAUGAAAAUGAUUGUUAUAGGAAUGCAGUUUGAAGCCUGAGUAGAUCUAUAACCCACUAUAACAUGAACAUAGAUAAGUAUGUUUAUGGAGCAACGUGCAAUGUGAACAGACUGACUAAUGUUGUAGUGGCCAGGCUUAGGCUUGGUUACAAGUACUUCUGGCAG
Molecule: messenger RNA, 3312 nt
Organism: Cherax quadricarinatus
Lineage: Eukaryota; Metazoa; Arthropoda; Malacostraca; Decapoda; Parastacidae
Source: RefSeq, a predicted model, not a curated record